AUGCCUCCCAAAGGACUUUCACUGGAAGAGAAGCGAAAGCGUUUAGAAACUAUCUUUCAUGAAUCCAAAGAUUUUUUUCAGUUGAAAGAAAUUGAAAAAUUGGGUUCCAAACGACAAAUUGUCCUUCAAACAGUAAAAGACGUGCUACAAUCGUUGGUUGACGAUGGCCUCGUGAAGUCUGAAAAGAUUGGAACGAGCAACUAUUACUGGUCAUUUCCAUCAGAGGCAAAACGGUCUCGUGAAACAACGAUUGAGUCUCUUCAAAUACAACUGGCGGACUAUCGCGAAAAGAUCCUUCAAGUCUCUGAAUCCAUCGAGAACGAAACAGCUAAACGGAAAUCUGAGAAUGAAGAUGAUCAAGAUGAAACUUUUACACCACAAAUGUUAGCACAGAAAGAAUCGACACUUCAAUCUUUGCAAUCCGAGCUUGCCAGUUUAAACCAUUGCAAUCCUGAAACAAUCGCUUUGCAAGAAAAAAUGACAAUGAAGUAUCUUGAAGCUGCCAAUUUAUGGACGGAUCAGAUACACUCUUUGCUUUCAUUUUGCAGAGAUAUGGGCGCUGAACUUCCACAAGUUCUUCAGGCGUGCGAUAUACCUGAAGACUUAGAUGAACUAGUUCUACCCGUGAAAGAUUAG
Molecule: messenger RNA, 636 nt
Organism: Schizosaccharomyces octosporus yFS286
Lineage: Eukaryota; Fungi; Ascomycota; Schizosaccharomycetes; Schizosaccharomycetales; Schizosaccharomycetaceae
Product: meiosis specific coiled-coil protein Mcp7
Exons: 2
Coding region: 1-636 (211 amino acids)
Biological process (GO): reciprocal meiotic recombination
Molecular function (GO): double-stranded DNA binding
Source: RefSeq, a predicted model, not a curated record